This is a messenger RNA of Exophiala spinifera, 420 nucleotides long. RefSeq lists its product as uncharacterized. Bases 1 to 420 code for a protein of 139 amino acids. The transcript has a single exon. The record is from RefSeq and is a predicted model, not a curated record. Lineage: Eukaryota; Fungi; Ascomycota; Eurotiomycetes; Chaetothyriales; Herpotrichiellaceae.
AUGGAUCCACUGUCAAUGACGGCUAGCAUUGUUGCCGUUUUGCAGCUCACAUUGACCCUCGCAAGCUACAUCAACGAGGCGAAAAAUGCAACAGCAGAGCAGAAGAAGGUGGCAGUGGAGGCUGGCAAUCUCUACGCCCUCUUGACCAGUCUGCGCUUUCAAGUUGAAGAAGCCCGAUCCUCCGAUCCUUGGUUCAAUCAAGUGAAGCUAUUGGGAGUUCCAAAUGGCCCGCUCGACCAGUUCAAAGGCGUUCUUGAGUCUAUGGUAGAACAAUUGUCCACAUCUAGGAAGAGAGACCAGGUCAGAUCAGCACUAUUAUGGAAAUUCACCAAAAAGGAAGUGCACGAUGCGUUGGCUCGAAUGGAACGAUUGAAGACACUCAUCACUUGCGCGUUGGCAAAUGACUUGAUGUGCGUAUAA